Molecule: messenger RNA, 2451 nt
Organism: Diceros bicornis minor
Lineage: Eukaryota; Metazoa; Chordata; Mammalia; Perissodactyla; Rhinocerotidae
Gene: KLF15
Product: KLF transcription factor 15
Exons: 3
Coding region: 159-1391 (410 amino acids)
Biological process (GO): regulation of transcription by RNA polymerase II
Molecular function (GO): DNA-binding transcription factor activity, RNA polymerase II-specific; RNA polymerase II cis-regulatory region sequence-specific DNA binding
Source: RefSeq, a predicted model, not a curated record
CGAGCGAGCGCAGGACCCGCGGCUCGGCCCGCGGCCGCCGCCGGACCGGGAGCCGGGCCGCCGUCGCCAGCCCAGCCCGCGGGCCUCAGGACCGCCGGGGCCCGGCCGCCGGCCGGGCGUGCGCCAAGUUCAGCCGCCACCGGCACAGCCAGGCCAGCAUGGUGGACCACUUGCUUCCAGUGGACGAGACAUUCUCGGCGCUGAAAUGCCCAGUUGGUUAUCUGGGCAGUAGGCUGGCCGGUGGCCGAGCGUACCACAUGCUGCCCUCACCCCUCUCAGAGGACGACAGCGACGCCUCCAGCCUCUGCUCCUGCGCCAGCCCUGACUCGCAAGUCCUCUGCUCCUGCUACAGCGGUGGCCCGAGCCCUGAAGGCCAGGACAGCAUCUUGGACUUUCUGCUGUCCCAGGCCACGCUGGGUGGUGGUGGCGGCAUUGGGGCCAGCAGUGGCCCCGCGGCCUGGGGGGCCUGCUGGAGGGCUCCAGCGCCUGUGAAGGGGGAGCAUUUCUGCUUCUCUGAGUUUCCUGUGGGCGACCCCGAUGAUGUUCCGAGGCCCUUUCAGCCCACCCUGGAGGAGAUUGAAGAGUUUCUGGAGGAGAACAUGGAGCCGCGGGUCAAGGAGGCCCCAGAGAGCAACAGCAAGGACUUGGAGGCCUGUGGCCAGCUCUCGGCCGGGCCGCACAGGAGCCACCUCCAUCCUGGGCCCGGGAGAGAGCGCUGUGCUGCCCCACCAGGUGGUGCUGGGGCAGGUGGCAGCCAGGGCCCAGGUGGGGGGCCGGCACCUGACGGCCCCAUCCCUGUGCUGCUGCAGAUCCAGCCUGUGCAGGUGAAGCAGGAAUCGGGCACGGAGCCCGCCUCCCCUGGGCAGGCCCAGGAGAGUGUCAAGGUGGCCCAGUUCCUGGUCAACAUCCAGGGGCAGACCUUCGCGCUCGUGCCCCAGGUAGUGCCCUCCUCCAACUUGAACCUGCCCUCCAAGUUCGUGCGCAUCGCCCCCGUGCCCAUCGCCGCCAAGCCUAUUGGGUCGGGAGCCCUGGGCCCCGGCCCCACUGGCCUCCUCAUGGGCCAGAAGUUCCCUAAGAACCCAGCAGCAGAACUCAUCAAAAUGCACAAAUGUACUUUCCCCGGCUGCAGCAAGAUGUAUACCAAAAGCAGCCACCUCAAGGCCCACCUGCGCCGGCACACGGGCGAGAAGCCCUUCGCCUGCACCUGGCCGGGCUGCGGCUGGAGGUUCUCCCGCUCGGACGAGCUGUCGCGGCACCGGCGCUCGCACUCGGGCGUGAAGCCCUACCAGUGCCCCGUGUGCGAGAAGAAGUUCGCGCGGAGCGACCACCUCUCCAAGCACGUCAAGGUGCACCGCUUCCCCCGGGGCCGCUCGGGGCGCACCGGGAACUGAGAGCCCCGCCCGCCCGCCCCGUGCUUCUGUAGCAAUAAUUUAUUUGCCUCCUUCAGAGGACGUGACGAUGUCACCAAGCCACCUUCUGAAGCCCGGGGGGCAGGAAGACAGGGCCUUGCCUGGGAGGCGUGGAUGCAGAGCCCCCACCCGCUGCCUGUCCCGGGAAGACCCGGAGCGCCGGCGCCCCGGGGCUGGGGAGGCCGGCCCGCUGCCUUCCUGCCUUGCCUUCGCGGCAGCGGCUGCUGGGGCCUGGCUCUUCUCCCACUGGGCUCCCCACCUGGGCCAAGGCCAGCACUUUAUUGCUCGGAAAGAAGAAAUGUGUGGUUUUGAAAUGUCAGUUCCCAGAGGGAGCCAUGCUGGGAAGAAGGAAGUAGGCCAGAAGUCUAGGGCUGCACUGUGAUGGGAGGGUGGCCCUGUCCACGAUGCCUGGGUGGGCCUGACUGCCCGAAGGUGUGGCUGGGUGGUCAGGGGCUGCAGGACCUGGCCUCCCGGUGGGUGCAAAAUUGGAGUGAAAAGCCCCUUUUCUGGGGGGGCUGGCAGUGCAUGUGCUCAAGUUGAAAUGUGCUGGGCAGAGCGACAUGCAUGCUAGCCCAGAGCGUCUGCACACAGCGUGGCCCAUCCCUCAUCCUACUUCCAAACAAAUCCAGACACCAGCCUCCAGGUCACCUUCGGGGGAGAGGAGAGCAGGCUGCGUUGUGUGUAGAAGAACUAGAUAGAACCUCCCAGUCCUGAUUUAGAAAUGCAUUCCUUAUUUUGUCUAGAAAUUAAUAUCAAAUGAACUAGCUUGUUUUGGCAGGUUUAUUUCACAUCCUAUGAAUGUAUGUAAAUAAACUGUACAUAGGUACAUCAACGUGAAAUAUCUUUUAAUAACAUACCAACAUUUGUGUAAAUUUGAAAUUAAAAAUCUAUAAAGCUGGUGUACAUAUGUUACAAUUAUAUAUAUUUUCUUUGGUCCUUCAUAAAAAUAUAUUUACUUUGCCAAUAAAAAGAAAAAAGAACUCAAUAACUUGAUGGCAUUCAUUGUGCUGUUUUCCUCUGCUCUGCCAGGAAAUGCAGGUGG